AUGACCUCUUCCAAAAUCCCACAAGGCCCUCCGUACGCCCCGCAAACCGUGAACGUUGGUGGGAUUCCCACCGUCGACGUCGACGUCCCAAUAUGCAGUGUAUUCAUGUUCCUUUUCCUCGUCGGAGCCAUCUGCCACAUGACCAUCCUGCAAAUCAACCUGAGGCGAGGCCACAAGUUCCUGAUGAGCGGUAUCCUGUUCGGCUUCUGUAUGGCUCGUGAGGUAGCAUUGACUAUACGAACAGUGUGGGCGGUCUACCCGAACGACACCCAGAUUGCCAUUGCUGCAGCCAUUUUCGUUCCCAUCGGCGUACUCCUCCUGUUCCUCGUCAAUCUUAUCUUUGCACAACGAAUCCUUCGAGCCUCCCAUCCUCACAUAGGGUGGAACAAAGCCGUCUCAACCGCUUUCAAGAUCCUGUACGCGCUAAUAGUCGUCAUGCUUGCCAUCAUAAUCUCAGCAACGGUAGACAACUUCUUCGUUCUCAAAACCGACGCUCACAACACUAUCCGAGACUUGACAAUAACUGCGGUGACCUACUUCCUAUUCCUGUCGUUCCUCCCCAUUCCUAUCGUCAUCUUGGCCGUCAUCAUUCCUCGCAAGACCAGAGUCGAGAAGUUUGGAAAGGGCCGUUGGCGGACUAAAAUUGCCGUCCUCCUCACAUCGUCGGUCCUCCUGUGCUUGGGAUCAUCAUUCCGCGCAGCGACGGCAUAUAAAACACCGCGACCAAAAAAUAACCCAGCGUGGUUUGAUAAAAAGUGGUGUUUCUACUUUUUCAACUUCACGCUCGAGACGAUUGUCAUUUACCUAUACCUCCUGCUCAGGGUCGAUCGUCGAUUCCACAUUCCGAAUGGCAGCAAAGGCCCUGGGGAUUACAGCGCGGGACAAAGAUCCCAAGAGAAGCCACAGGAAGUGGGAGACAGCGGUGGUGGCAGCAGUGUCGCAACUCGAGUGAACUCCGAAGAAGAAGUGUUCGACGAUCAUGUGCCGAUCGAACGGGAGCCAGGCAAGGCAAAAGGGUCUCCUGUUUGA
This is a messenger RNA of Fonsecaea multimorphosa CBS 102226, 1029 nucleotides long. RefSeq lists its product as uncharacterized. The transcript has 3 exons. Lineage: Eukaryota; Fungi; Ascomycota; Eurotiomycetes; Chaetothyriales; Herpotrichiellaceae. The record is from RefSeq and is a predicted model, not a curated record. Bases 1 to 1029 code for a protein of 342 amino acids.